Molecule: messenger RNA, 5834 nt
Organism: Cynocephalus volans (Philippine flying lemur)
Lineage: Eukaryota; Metazoa; Chordata; Mammalia; Dermoptera; Cynocephalidae
Gene: TMCC3
Product: transmembrane and coiled-coil domain family 3
Exons: 4
Coding region: 119-1552 (477 amino acids)
Cellular component (GO): endomembrane system
Source: RefSeq, a predicted model, not a curated record
CAGCUGCUGCAGCCCGCACCGCGCCUCGGCCGCGGCUCCCGGGGCGAGCCGGAGCACGGCCGGCAGCCCGCGGCGCGGCGGCCCCGAAGAAGGGAAAGUUCCCGGCCCAAGCGCCGAGAUGCCGGGCAGCGACACGGCGCUGACCGUGGACCGGACCUACUCGGACCCCGGCCGGCACCACCGCUGCAAGAGCCGGGUAGAACGUCAUGACAUGAAUACCUUAAGCCUGCCCCUGAACAUACGCCGAGGAGGGUCCGACACCAACCUCAACUUUGACGUACCAGAUGGCAUCCUGGACUUCCACAAGGUCAAACUCAGCGCAGAGAGCCUGAAACAAAAAAUCCUAAAGGUAACAGAGCAGAUAAAAAUCGAGCAAACAUCCCGCGAUGGGAAUGUUGCCGAGUAUCUGAAACUAGUCAGUAGCGCGGACAAGCAGCAGGCUGGACGAAUCAAACAAGUCUUUGAGAAGAAGAAUCAGAAGUCAGCUCACUCCAUUGCUCAGCUGCAGAAGAAAUUAGAGCAGUAUCACAGAAAGCUCAGAGAGAUCGAACAGAAUGGAGCCUCCAGAAGCUCAAAGGACAUUUCCAAAGACAACCUGAAGGACAUACAGCACUCUCUGAAAGAUGCCCACAUGAAAUCUCGGACUGCUCCCCACAGCAUGGAGAGCAGUAAAUCAGGCAUGCCAGGGGUAUCCCUCACUCCACCCGUGUUUGUUUUCAGUAAGUCCAGAGAGUUUGCCAAUUUGAUCCGGAAUAAGUUUGGCAGUGCUGAUAAUAUUGCUCACUUAAAAAAUUCCUUAGAGGAGUUUAGGCCUGAGCCGAGCACCAGGGCCUACGGGGGCAGUGCCACCAUCGUGAACAAGCCCAAAUAUGGCAGCGACGACGAGUGUUCGAGUGGCACGUCAGGCUCGGCUGACAGUAACGGGAACCAGUCCUUUGGGGCUGGUGGAGCCAGCACACUGAACAGCCAGGGGAAGCUCACCAUGAUCCUGGAGGAACUGAGGGAGAUCAAGGACACCCAAGCACAGCUGGCCGAGGACAUCGAGGCAGUGAAGGUGCAGUUUAAGAGAGAGUAUGGUUUUAUUUCUCAGACCCUGCAAGAGGAGAGAUACAGGUAUGAGCGACUGGAAGACCAGCUGCAUGACCUGACAGACCUGCAUCAGCACGAGACUGCCAACCUGAAACAGGAGCUGGCCAGCAUCGAGGAGAAGGUGGCCUACCAGGCCUCCGAGCGCUCGCGGGACAUCCAGGAAGCCCUGGAAUCGUGCCAGACACGCAUUUCUAAGCUGGAGCUCCACCAGCAGGAGCAGCAAGCUCUGCAGACGGACACCGUGAAUGCCAAAGUUCUCCUGGGGAAGUGCAUAAAUGUGAUCCUGGCCUUCAUGACCGUUAUCCUCGUGUGUGUGUCCACCGUCGCAAAGUUCGUCUCGCCCAUGAUGAAGAGCCGCUUCCACAUUCUUGGCACCUUCUUUGCAGUGACUCUUCUUGCAAUCUUUUGUAAAAACUGGGACCAUAUUCUGUGUGCCAUAGAAAGGAUAAUAAUACCAAGAUGAAGCCACUGGUUCCUGCCUUCAAGUUCUUUGAAGUUUUAAUUUAAAGAAAACUCUGUGCAUACUACCAAAUUCUAAAAGGAACAGUUGUACCAACAAGAUUACAAGGACUGGGGCUGUGUGGUGUUAAUAACUAUGAUUCUCCUCAUCGGUAGCAGUUGCCAGCUCAGUCCCCCUACUUGGUUAACAUGAAUCUGUUUCAGAGCUUUCCCAUGUUGCUCACUGCCUUAACCAGACCAGAUUUCCUGUUUACCUGACCAGCCCAGCAUGGUAAACCCUUCUGUUUAUUGAGCACUUGGCAUAAUUAGUGACCCAGAAGAAAAAGGAGUCUCUCUCUGUCUCAAAUCUCUGUUAGAACUGAGCGUCACUAUUGCUAGGGUUGUGUUUUCCCCAAGUGCUGUAAAUAGCAGGGGUAUGACAUGGUCCGGAGAAAUGAGGAACGCAGGCAUUGGCAGUGUUGAACACUAGUGGCCUGUGGAAGUACAGAAAAUCCCAGUGUAAUCCGUCCUGCCUGUCCACAGAUGACCAAGGUCUCAUUAUGUACUUAGUGUCCAUAGUGGUCCAUUGCAUGUGAUCCCAUAACAUGGAAAUCCUAUAACGUACCUGUUUAUCCAAAAAAAGUCUACUUAGGGAUUUUGUUGCACUUUAAAUGGUAAAACAAAGAUUUUCAUGAAGGGGGCUCUCUCUCUCUCUUAUACCUGGGGAACCACACACCUGAUUCCAUCUUAGCUGGCUGGCAGAUGCCCUGUCUUCACGCCAUGCAGACACUUCCAAAUCCCGCAUCAGACCGUGGCUUUCACAUUAACGUGCGGUCCUCUGAGCGCUCCUCCAGAGGCUUGUGCUGUGGCCCAUCUUCAUCGUGACAGCCCUGUGGGGUACAGUUCACCUCAUUCACAGGUCUGUGAGGACUGCAGCGCUUACUUGGGAAACGCAAACAUGUCAUGCUCCUGUUGCAGGCUUCCCCUGAAGAGGAUGGCAGCCGUAGUUUACACAGCUGAAGUGUGCUGAGGUGACAGCACUGGCAGUAUGAGGGAACUAUGACAUUUGGUCUGAUUGGAUGGUGGCUAGAUUAAUUAGUGGGAGCAGUUCACCUGGAUGAAGACUGAGCAGGUCCUCUCGGGGAUGUGACAGGCCAGCAGGAAUGAAAUAAAUUAAGUCCACUGUUUGAGCCAAGGUUGCCAUCUGUCCCUUAGGAUCUUACUGAAAAUAAGUUCUAAGGUAACAGGAUGGCCACCGUUCCACUGAGGUGAAAGCAUUCGAAAGUUAACAUGCAGUUGGUUAGAGCGUGGUGCUGAUAACACCAAGGUCCUGGGUUCAAUCCCUGUACCGGUCAGCUGCCAAAAAAAGAAAGAAAAAGUUAAUGUGCCUGUUGUGGAGGUGCCAUGCACUGUCUUCAGCCUAGAUGAUACUUUCCUUUAAAUCUGUUUCUCUGUGUGUAACAGAAAAGAAGACAGAUUUUAAUGUAAACUGCUAUUGAGCCCCUCCUGCCACCAUGACUGCCAUUUGCUAAAGGUGUAAAGACGCAUGUUAGUGUACGUUCCAGAAGACAUCAAACUCCUGUAUUUACAUUAAGUGCAAUAUUUUGCAAACAGCUGUUCUUAGGGAAAUCUCCCCCCCCCCCCAAAAAAUGUGACAGUGUAUGCCACAGCUUGAGAAAAAGGAGUAAUUGAGCAUUUAGUACCAAUGUGUAUGAGGGAGACUCAUACAACUCACGCUUGCUUUCUUUUUUAAGUGUACAAUUCAGUGGUUUUAGUAGAUUCACAAACGUGUUCAAUCCAUCACCACUCUCUAAUUCCAGACUCAGGCUUUUGAAAACAAUAAACAACAUUUCAUGAAAUCUUUGGUUUUAAAGUAUAUUGGGUUUAGGAAAGAGGGAGUUACUAGUCCCACCCCCGUCUCAUGGCUGUGUCCCCUUUCAUUGUCAGACUCCCCUGUGGUCUCCCAAGUUGAUGUGUGUACACUGAUCCAUCAAAUCCAAAAAAAUAAAAAGGGGUGCAGGUCCAGGGCCAAGAGGGGGAAGGAACGGCCUACUUCCUUUUGCUUUUACCUUCUAAUGGCCAGCGUCCCCCAUUUGCCUGUGGACAUCAGCCUCCAUAUGGGCUGAGAGCUGGGUGUAACUUAUGCUUUUGAAUCAAGGAAUCAAGGUGGGUCCUGGGCGGGCUCCUCUUCAGAUCUGUGAAUCUUUCCAAGGGGCACUUUGGAUGUGCCGGGGUCUGGGGUGGGUCAGAAUGAGAGAUUUCUAGCCCUUGAGGGUGAGUGGUCCGAGAGGAUCCAAGGAGACUUGGACCUCAUUCUCAUGCCACCACACACCACUCUGUCACUCGGCCUAGACCUUUGCUUUGAUUGACACUUCUCCAAUAUGUGAUGAGUGUGUCUUUUUCCCAGUGACCAAAGUAGAGAGGAAAUGGAAAGCAGCACACUCUGCCCCCACCAGUCUGGAGCUUUAAACAGAAGCUGCUAGAAACAGGCUCCAUUCUGAAAUACCGUAAGUUCUAAAUCAUCCUACCUGAUGGUGAAUUCCUUUUAAUGAAUUCAUGUUUUCACUGACUCUUCUUAAAUGUCAUAUAACCUUGUUUUUACUUGGAUAUAUGCAACCUAAACGGCAUAUAUAUUUUGGAGUCUUGUUGAAAGUUCAUGAAGCUUUUUACUUUUUAAGAUGAUGAUAUACUCCAAGGAGACUUCUCUUUUUAAGGAAUAAACCCUCCUGCUGCUUGUUCUCUGUAAUGUGUAGGGAGAUUCAAUGAAAUUUUAUAUAUAUAAAAUUAAAAAUAGUGAUAUAUCUAUGACAUAUUUUGGAAUUGGAUAUUUAAUUUACAUUUAAAUCCACUAAUCCUUUUUCUGUACUCUUCAUUUGUUGUAAAUUUUUUGUGCCUACCUAAAGAUAAAACCAGUUGUUGGAUGGGAAGCUCCUGGUUACUCAGUGAAUGGUACUGAGUGAUUUAAGAUGCUGGACAUUGGAUUCUAGCUCUGGAAUUUUUGGUGACAUUAUUUUCAUGAUUUCGAGGUUAAUGGUAGUUUGUUGAGGACAAAACAAAAACUUAAAAAUACUUUUGUCAGCUUUGCACUGGUUAUUUCAUCUUAUAUUUUGAGUAUGAUUAAGCCAGGACAAAACCUUCUCCCCCACACAAACUAUUCAAACCCACAACGAUGCAACAACUGAAAGCACUCCAUUGCUAAUUUAGACAGUGAAAACAGGAUUAGUCUUAAGUUUCCAGCAUGCAAGAUUACUGUUUUUGCCUAUAUGAUCCCUAUGAUAGAUGGAAAUUUUCUGAAACUCCUCUUUUCAUGUCAGCCAAUGAUGCUAAUAUCCUUUUCUGUCAAUUAGCUUUCAUGUGAUUUCAGCCCUCUCCUGCUUCUCACUCUUAUUUUCAUUUAAAUAUUGCCGACUAUGUACGUUUAUUGCCCUGCCAUUUCUCUAGCACAUCUGGUUUAAUUAUGGGUUCAAUAGUUGUGAGGGAACUAGCUUCCCUCAGGCAACUAAUUACUUUUGUCCUUUUUGGUUGGAUUUUAAAUACCAAAUCAUUUUGCAUUGAAUGAAAACAUUUUUGUAUUGAAUCCAAAUAUCGUUUAAUUGGUUUGAAAAAACGUUUCACUAUAUUAAUAUGAACAUGUGUGAUUAAACAACCUAUUUUGCAUGUUUCUAUAGUUUUGAGGAGUGGGCUGUGAGGGUAGAAAGGGCAUUUAAAAUUCAGGGCUUAUCUGCAGAGAUGUUUCCAGAAGUGUAACACAUGCAGUAAGGAAGAAGUUGGUCUGAAAAGAUAAAUCACUGAAAAGAAUGAGAUUGGCCAAAUACAUCAAAAGGAGAUAAACAAAAAAAAAAGUACAGUUAACAGAAGCUUGGAAACCCAUAAGAUAUAAAGCAAACUAACCUAUAAUUUUCUGAAGUCAAUAUAAUUCUCUGUUUAUAGAAGCUGGAAAGUAAUGUACCUUGAUUGUUUUAGGGAAGAUUUAUGUGUUGCAGUUUUAAUUUAUUUAAAGCAUGUCUGCUGUGUUUGUCCGACAAGAAAUGCUUCAACAAAUCAUGCUCUGUGUUUAAGAUACAUUUAGGCAGUAGUUAGCAGCUCUGAAAGUAGAAACUGGAAAUGUUUAUUGUGUGGACUUUUGCAGAAUUUCCCUUUUGUGGGAUACUACAUACCUUCAUGUCAACCUAAAGUUGUAAAUUCUCUGUAGAUCUUCACCUCAUGGUGGUGUCAUCAAUGAAUUCAGAGCAGGUGCAUUAUUUUUUUUAAAUAAACACUUGAUGUUAGCUUUGGUGUUAAAUAAAGAGUUUGAUUUCUUAAAUUUU